Molecule: messenger RNA, 4539 nt
Organism: Oncorhynchus nerka (sockeye salmon)
Lineage: Eukaryota; Metazoa; Chordata; Actinopteri; Salmoniformes; Salmonidae
Product: NCK-interacting protein with SH3 domain-like
Exons: 13
Coding region: 602-2779 (725 amino acids)
Biological process (GO): endocytosis
Molecular function (GO): protein binding; Arp2/3 complex binding
Source: RefSeq, a predicted model, not a curated record
AUAAUGUAACGGGUCUUGUGUAGAUACAUUCUAGAAAUCAGUGAUUAAUUGUAUCAAUGGCAGAGGAGGAAGAUUACUUGCAUGUGGUAAAAAUAAAAACAUUAUAAAGUAUAUAUUUCUAAUCUGGAAAUAGUUUCCAAUCAUGUCCUCCAAUGGAACAUGAUAGGAUGGACAGUCAUAAUUAUGGCCCUAUAUGUGGGGAUUCACAUAUAGGGAGGGAUAUGUGAAGCAAGCUUGCAUACGGUGGAAUUAUAUUGCAAAACAACAAAGAACGAUAGCUGUCGGAGGAGGCUUCUCGUCCUCUGCCAUUGAUGAAUUCGCCUGAAUACCAAAGAGGCGUGCCCGCUUGUGUGUUAUUCUGCGUGGGUGCGUGCGCGCCCCCUACUGUGUUUUCGGGACAAGCUUGAAACGGUCAAGUCGCAAAUUAGAUUUUACAAUGUAAAUAGAAAGUAGGAGAAUCAUUCGCGAAGUCGUAAAUAUCUAUUUAAAAUUACCUUAGACUGGGUACAUCAGUUAUUUACUGAACCAGCUAAUUGUGCAUUUGCUGAAACAGUCAUAUCGGUGUUUUUAGGAAUUACAAGGGAUUUAAAACAGAAUAACUAUGUAUCGGUCUCUGUAUGCUUUCCGAUCCGCGGAGCCCAACUCGCUCCACUUCGGGGCCGGGGAGGGCUUUCUGAUCCUGGAACGCAGCAACAAACACUGGUGGCUCGGAUCGCGCUGCAGUUCGGGCGAAACCGGCUACGUUCCCGCUUCUUACAUCGAAAGGAUUCAGGCUCCGGAGCAGGAUGAAGUGUUACAGUCUAUCGACAGGGCCAUUGAAGGGAUCCAUAACGUGGCCAUGAAGAACGGGGGCAAAUACAACCUGGAGCAGCGAGACGUGCUACAGAAGUUGAUCCAUCACAGGAAGGAGACCCUGUCAAGGCGAAGUCCAACUCCAUCCAGUCACAAGCAGGGCCUGCCCUCAUCUACCAGCGAACUGUCCCUCAGCCACACCCCUCAACCACCCAAUGGUGUCAGCCGCACCCUGUCAGAGAGUACCGACAAUGUUCAAGGGCUUUACCAGGUGCCUCCUCAGCCCCGCCGUGCAGCACCCAUAACCCCUCCCCCUCCUGAGAAACAAAGAGCCAGCCGACGCCCAGCAGAAUUUUCCAUUCCUCCUCCUCCUGGCCCUACACCUCCUGCCGGGACUGGCCUGUCCCCCUCGGUCAGCUCCGCCUCCCUGGAUUCUGUCUCCUCCCACUCGGUGGUGUCCUCUGAUGUCAGCCUGACAAGUGUUGCCAGCACCCCGCCCCCAGUGCCAAGCCGUGUGAAGCCCCCACCCCAUCCUCCAGACGACCUGCUCCCCUCUACCCCCUCUCCCCAGCCAGUUCCCUCAAAGAAGGGCCAUGCCCCCCAACCUCCACCACCACAGCCCACUCCACCACCACAGCCCAGCACCGAGGACCAAACAGAAACCGACUGGCCUCUUGCCCCGCCCUCUGUCGCUGAAAGCACCCCCGGAAGCCCCUCUCACUCAGAGCCUGUUCCCGGGACAACAGGGGCGGAGCUUAUUGAGCUGGUUCGGAGCAACACGGGCCUGAGUUACGAGCUGUCUCGGGUGGCGGUGGGUGUGGUCGUGGGUCACCUGCAGACCACCCUUCCUCAAGCCUCCUCUGCCUUAGAGAAGGUCCUCCUCUCAUUGGUAGAGAGCAAGGAUCAGAGAUCUGCGUUGCCACAGGGACAAGUGUGUCACGAUGAACAGCGCCUGGAGGUCAUCUUAGGCGACCUCGCCCGUCACGUUGACGACUCUCAGCAGCGCAGCUGGGCCCUUUACGAAGACCACUCCCUCAUCGCAUGUUACCUGGAGGAGCUGCUGAAGAUACUGACAGAUGCAGAUCCAGUGGUGUGUAAGAGGAUGUGCAGGGUCAACCACUCUGAACCAGUGCUGUCACUAGUGUCCUACUAUCAGAUGGAGCACCGAGUGUCUCUACGCCUGCUGUUGCUCAAGGUGUUUGGGGCGAUGUGUAGCCUGGACUCUGCCCUCAUCUCCACCCUCCUCAACUCCAUCCUGCCCAUGGAGCUGGCCAGAGACCUGCAGACUGACACACAGGAGCAUCAGAAGAUGUGCUACACAGCCUUGGUCCUGACUAUGAUCUUCUCUAUGGGGGAGCAGGUGCCAUAUCACCACUAUGAGCACUUAAACGCUAGCUUUGUUCAGUUCUUGCUAGAUGUGGUAGAGGAGGGUCUUCCCUCUGACCCCACGGAACAGCUCCCUGACCUCUGCGUCAACCUCAUCCUGGCCUUCAACCUGCACCUCACAGUGCCCAGCAGCAACGUGAUAAUGCAGACUUUGAUCAAGAAAAACGUGAAGCUCUUUUCUGAGAAAAUAGUGCUGCUACUAAACCGAGGAGAUGACCCUGUGUGUGUCUUUAAACAUGCUCCCCCUGCCCCACACUCAGUUCUUAAGUUCCUGCAGGAUGUCUUCGCCAGCAGAGACUCUGCUAACAUCUUCUACCGCGCGGACAUGAUGGUGAUGAUAGAUAUCGCUGUUCGAUGCAUCUCUGACCUCUCACCUGGGGAAAAGUUGAGAAUGGAGUACCUCGCGCUCAUGCACUCCGUCAUGCGCUCCACAGACUACCUGGAGCACCGGCACCGCCUCUCCGACCUGCAGGGCGCGCUGCAAAGGAUUCUAAGAGAGGACGACUCGGGAGCGGACGAGGGCGGGGCCACGGCCAAACAGAUGGAUAAGCUAAUAGUGCAGGAGAUCUACAAGGAAUUCCCUCAGAUCAGAGACACCUAGGACGACUGAAUAUGACAGCGGUGCUGUGCACUCAUGAGCCGGUAGUCUGUCUCCUUUAUUCCCGAAAGAUGGUACUGUGGCGCUUCCUAGGGUUGAUGAAGGACUGUAUAGUCAGCUACUUAGUUUCUGAGUGUUACAACCCUCCGUCACACUUUUUACAAUUAUGACAUCAGAGAUGGCAUGAGCACCAGCUGUCACGGCGGUUUAUUGCGUCCGUCGUGUCAUGAUUAUGAUAAUGCUAUGUAGCUCUUAUGACGGAGGAUUCAAAUGAAGUGUUACCCAACAGCAUGCUGCUUUAAAUGUGCUCCCUUGUACUGAGGGACCAAACUGCGGUGUGAACGGAGGGUCUUGUAACCCUGGGACUGGUGUGCUGUAUAUGUCUUCUUACUUUCAGUCUAUUCAUGUGUCUUUCACUCACACUUAUUCCUCACCACAUGGCAUGGCCUCACAGUAUGUUACUAAGACAGUUCAAAGAAAAGACAAAUUAGGUGAUUAUACUGAUAACAAAACAUUCUGGUCCAGUUUGCUAGACACAGAUUAAGCCAAGUUCUGCACUGAAAAGCGUGCUCAAUGGAGAAUCUACAUUAACUAGGCUUAAUCUGUGUCCUGGAAACCAGACCUCUGACAAUAAUACAUUCUAGGCUUUGAGGUUAGUUUAGUACUCACUAUUUAUUGCAAUGGCAAUGCUGCUACAUGAGCCUCAUUUACCUUAAUAUCUAUGGCUGUGAUUCUCUGACUGAGCACAACUUGUUACCUUGCUCUUGCCAUUACUUGUUACCUUGCUCUUGCCAUUACUUGUUACCUUGCUUUCGCCAUUACUUGUUACCUUGCUUUCGCCAUUACUUGUGACCUUGCUUUCCCCAUAACUUGUUACCUUGCUUUCCCCAUUACUUGUGACCUUGCUUUCUUCCCUACACUUUAUCUACAGUAACCUCCACUCUAGGUAUGGCUAAAAUAUGACAUGCUCUAAAUGUGUCUCAACCAGACCACUCCUACUCUGCUCUGCUGCUUGUGCUGUAGAUGGAACGUAAUGGUACUGUAAUGACAAGCUGUAACACGCUGCUUCUACAUACUAAGCCUUGACUAACUUCCUAUAUAGCUAUGGCUCUCUGAAAUGGAAUGUAGUUAUUUAUUCAUAGGAAAUAAUUGAUAAGGAAUUGAUAAGAUUCGAUUGGUCAGUUUUUUGUUGUUGUUUUUUUUAAAGUAGUCUGGAGUUUAACUAAGGGACUUGUCACCAAGAUUGAUUGAUUGCUUUGCCCUGAUCAUUUUGGUCUGAAAUCUAUCAGUUACCACAGUACGGUGUCUCUCCGUCAGAGCUCUUUCUCUCUUUGUGUCAUAGUUUAUUUUUACUUGGCUCUGUUAGAGCUAAUAGAGGAAGUGUUUAUGUGGCAAAAUAGUCGUGGCCAUCAUGAUGCGCGUAUACCUUUUAACACACACUUAAAAGGAAGUGUUUACACAUAUAAACAUAUGUGUGUUUUCUCUGACAUAUGUGUUUAUUAUCCGGUGUUAAUGCAUAAAACUAUGCAUGUGUGUGUCUAUGUACGGUUUGUGUAUAUUUUCGUAACUAUGUAUGGUUUUAUCAUCGUCCCUGUAGGUUUGAGCCUCCAUUGUCCCUUAAGGUACGACUGUGUUAUAGCAAUAAAACCAACUGAACUAUAUUUUCCCAAUUAAAAAUAUCUGAAAUGGUUGUUCAGAGGGGUGACGCAACAAAGUGUAUUUUCUUAAUGUUUACAAUCAACUAAUAAACAUCUCAAUGAACA